Molecule: messenger RNA, 732 nt
Organism: Lactuca virosa
Lineage: Eukaryota; Viridiplantae; Streptophyta; Magnoliopsida; Asterales; Asteraceae
Source: the annotation of a GenBank genome assembly
AUGGAUGAUGAGCCAGUUAUAAAUGAUGAACCAGUUAUGAAUGAUGUGCCAGUUAUGACUGAUGAGCCAAUCAUAGAUGAUGAAUAUGAUGAGCCAGUUAUGAAUAAUCAACCAGUUGUAGAUGAUAAAUAUGAUUCGUUUGAUGAGGAACCUUUGAUAGAUGAUGUGGAGGUGAACAUGAUCAACUUCUCUAGUGUACUUGAUGAAGACAUUGACUUGGGGCAGCCUGAUCCGACAAACAAUAAUACAGAGGAACAUGAAAACAGUGAAGAUGAACCUUUAGAAGUCUUAGAUAAUGAUGUGUUUGAGUCAUUUGCUAGUGAACAAGAGCCUAGAAAGAAAUUGUUAAAGUCCAUUCUAAAACCAGUUGCUUGUUCAUCUGGUGAGAAAAACAACCAACUCAGACAAAGUAACCAUUUCACCAUCAUCAAUCUUGCUUCGAGAUUGUUUCUUCCACGCAACAACCCCGGAAUCACAACAGUUGACCUAGGGCACAUGGGAGGGUCGAACCAUCCAAAAACGCUGCAUGUUCCUCCUAACCUUGAGCAUGACCAGAAUCGACGACCUGGGUUCAAAUCAGUCCACGAUGUCACCAAAAUCGUCGGCCUUCCACAGUGGCAUAUCACCAUCUUCUUCUAUUUUGGAAUAGAAUGUGAGUGGGGAGGGAAGAACAGAGAACGAGAAGUAAAAGGAUAUGAAGGUGGGGCUUACAUUAUAUACUCUGAUGCAUAA